AGAACAUAUCAAUAAAAUCUACACAAAAUUCUCUAUCUUUUAGCAUCAGAACCAAACCUUCUGGUCGAGUCUAAUUUGAGAAAAAAGCCUAUCAAAAACCGGCAAUUUCCUCUGCCGUACCCGUUAUUUACUUCAUGAUUUAUCAUACAACGAACAACAACCAUUAUCAUUAGAAGACAUAUUUACACAGUCGAAAAUUCAUGACACGUCAUAUAUUAAUAAAAAUAUAUAAACUACAUAUAUGAAUGAUUUUAAAACAACAUUUAAUACAUUAUUUCAGCAAACAGUAGUUAAAAAUAUAUUGUAUUGCAGAUUAAAUCAUAAUCUUGUUAAAUUUAAUUCAUUGUUGUAUAGACACACAAGACAGAUAUCAUUGUCAUAUAUGUUUAAUAUCUGCUUGAUGGUAAAAAUUGAUUUUUUACCGCUUGUCGUGAAGAAAAAAAAGUACUUUCUUGACGUAUUAUACGCAGAUGCAUUCUUUUCAGAAGGAAGUUCAAUACUCCCGAAGUUAUUUCAGAACCUGCUUCUUUCUGCUCAAUUUGAUUUGUGAUUUAUUCAUUUCCUUAUAUUUCCAUUUUUAAAUCUAAAAGUUGACUGCUCGUUCUCUAAAUGACUCACAAACACAAAUUAUGUUACGUGGUAUUAAACGAACAACGACAGCAACUCAUGCCGUAUUUUUGGAUUCACAAUCACUUCAAUAUACGUUUGGACAGCUGCGAAUUGGUUGAAAAACAUAAUCAUAUUGUAUACAGUUAUCGCAGACGUACAUUUUCUAGACAAUUAGACACCAUGAGUAUGGAUAGACAAGAUUUUUUCAACUUUUUUUUUGUCUUUGAAUAGUGUUUGUUUUACUUUAUAGGACUAAAGACAUUUCUGUGUUACUAAAUUAAGGCAACUUACAGGUGGAUCAAGCACAUACGAAUACGAUACAUUAGAACAAGCAGACAGUGGUGAUGAAGAUGAAAAAAAAGAACAAUCAUCUCUUACUAGUCCAUCAACAGAAGCUUCAUCUACAGCAUUAAUAUACUUUACACCAGUUAAUGCCAAAAAACAUAUUUUAACAAUAAAAAAUGAUACAGCACAAAUACUAUUUGUGGUUUUUGUAUUAACAACAUUAACAAUUGUUGCAUCACGGCAUAACAGUAUUGAAUCUUUAGAUAAAAUUUAUGGGCCGGAAUUAUCAACAUCAGUAUCAAAAGAAGAUUGUGAAUUUAAUGGACAAUAUUAUAUGAAUGGUCAAAUAUUUAUGGACGAUUGCAAUUAUUGUGGCUGUGCUUAUAAACAAGUUACAUGUACAGCGAUGCUCUGUCAUACGAGAGAACCAGGAUAA
This is a messenger RNA of Didymodactylos carnosus, 1330 nucleotides long. The record is from the annotation of a GenBank genome assembly. Lineage: Eukaryota; Metazoa; Rotifera; Eurotatoria; Philodinida; Philodinidae.